ACACGGUAGACCAACCGUAUCACAUCAGUGUUGACUUGAGAGUUAACUGCGCAAGGCUCUUUCAUUGUGGAAAUAACUAUCGGCUGAGGUGGAGAAUCUUCCAUAAGUUUUCACGUAGGGUUACAGACUCUACUAAGGAAAAAGAUCGUCAGAUUGGCUUUUACUCCUUGGAUAUCGUCAACGAAACAAGAGACAACCUGUAAGGACGGCCAUUCACAAUGCUUGGUUUACGACAGUUGAUCCCAGGUCACCAAAGAUUAGUCGGGAAAUGGGCCAAGCCCUAUGCCGGUGUCGACUUUCAAGUGAAACCCCUGUCUGCUUCAGUUCCCACUCUCAGUUAUAGUAUGGUGAGCGGCGGUUCGAAGAAGCGCUGGAGCAUUCCGAAGGUGAAUAUAGUUCGUGAUUCGGGCGGAGGAUGGGCAGUGGCCUCUGGGCGGACAAGUUCUUGGAGGACCUUGGCAACGAAACAGGAUGAACAGGUUUCUGUAUCUCGCAUCGGAACCAAUCAUGAGGAUAAAAUGCUUGAGGUAACCUGGGCGAACGGGAAGACUGAUAUCUAUCCCUACGUUUGGCUGCGAGACAAUUGCCGAUGUCCGACGUGCUUCCAUCCUUCGUCCAAGUCGAGGAUUCAUCUCAUUCAAGAUCUGGAUGUUAACAUCAGGCCCUUCUCUGCUAAGCUAGUUGGCGGUAGCGAGCAGAUAGACAUCACGUGGACAGAUGGCCACCAGAGUUCCUUUAAGUCAGAUUGGCUCCAUCCAAGGGCUUUCAACUCUGAGCAGUGGGACAUCCGCGCUCCGACUUACAAAAUGAAGCGGAGUUACUGGGGCACGGACAUCAUGAAGAAUUUGCCCAGGGCCUCUUUCCACGAGUUGCUGACAGAGGAUUCCGCCGUCCUGGCGUGGCUUCAUCAGCUGGAGGUCUACGGAUUUGCUCUAGUCAGCGGCGCCCCUGCCAAGACAGGUCAGGUCAAGGCUCUUGCCCAAAGGGUCGCCUUCAUCAAGAGGACACAUUACGGAGAGGAUUUCUCAGUGAUUGCUAAGAACGACCCCAGCAACGUAGCGUACCUGAACGGGCCUCUGCAGCUUCAUGCUGAUUUGCCUUAUUAUGAGUAUAAACCUGGGGUUCAGUUCAUCCACUGCAUUGUGCAGUACGCUGGUGACGGCGGGGACACCCGGGUGACUGAUGCAGUGCACGUUGCCAGGGAUCUCCAGCGACUUUUCCCAGAGCAGUACAAAAUUUUGACAAAUACUCUGGUGGACUGGUAUGACGAGGGUACCGACGAGAUGGGCGAAUUCAACAAGGUGCUUCAGUUGCCGAUGAUAUGCACUGACUCCAAAGGAGAGAUCUGGCGUAUUAAUUUUAGCCAGCCCCAGAGGGACUCCUUCUUCCCCAUUCCUCCAGAGAAGGUGGCAGCCUGGUAUGAGGCUAUGGCGAACUAUCACAACCUUCUACUGGAUCCCCAGUACUGCUUCCAGUUCAAGAUGGUCCCAGGAACCAUUCUGACCUUCGAUAACUUGAGGAUCGUCCACGGGCGAUCCGGUUACAAGACAGGAUUCAGCGAUCGCCACAUCGAGGGAUGCUACAUCGACUGGGACGAGGUCCGGUCUCGCAGACGGGUCUUGGAGAAGAAGUUAGGUGUGGCCCCUCGGCAGUGGGUGACUAAAACUGAAGAAGACAGGGGAAGAGACGAUAACUGAAUUUGAACUGAAGGAGGAUGAUAAUGCUCAAGACUGCAACAUUGUUAAUGCAAUUAACUUUACGGGAAUUGUCUGCCAUUAUGCAUAAAUAAGAUACCAAAUAGACGAAUAAUAGCGUUUAGUGAUUGGGUAGAUCAAUGUGACAGAUUCUGAAUAAACUUAAUUUUUGGCAGAAAAAA
Molecule: messenger RNA, 1876 nt
Organism: Macrobrachium nipponense
Lineage: Eukaryota; Metazoa; Arthropoda; Malacostraca; Decapoda; Palaemonidae
Product: gamma-butyrobetaine dioxygenase-like
Exons: 10
Coding region: 219-1697 (492 amino acids)
Biological process (GO): carnitine biosynthetic process
Cellular component (GO): mitochondrion
Molecular function (GO): oxidoreductase activity
Source: RefSeq, a predicted model, not a curated record